CAAACAAUAUAAUUUCAUUAUCACACGGAAAGGUACAACGAACGCACGUCAGAUACAAAAUGGUGGAAAAAAUUGCAGUUGUUACUGGAUCAAAUAAAGGUCUAGGAUUCGCUGUAGUCAAAGGAUUGUGUCAAAAAUUCAAUGGAAUAGUAUAUUUGACAGCCAGAGACGAGAACAGAGGAAGGGAAGCGGUGAAAAAACUAGAAGAAUUGGGACUAAAACCAAAAUUCCAUCAACUUGACGUAAGUGACGAACGGAGCGUGCAGACAUUCGCUAACUUUUUAAAUUUAGAGCAUGGAGGCUUAGAUGUUUUAGUAAACAAUGCCGCUAUCAUGGAGCUGGGACAAGUUUAUCCAGACUACGAAGGCGCGAAAAGAAAUAUUAACGUUAAUUACAGAAGUUUGUUGACGGUAGAAAAACACCUCUUCCCGCUUCUAAGAGAUGGUGCUAGAGUCGUGAACGUUACCAGCGCUUGCGGUCAUCUGUCAAAUUUAAAAAAUAAGAUAUGGUUAAACAGAUUGCUGGAUAAAAAUUUAACUACAGAACAGCUCAAUCAUUUUGUCGAUGAAUAUUUGGAUAGUGUGAAAAACGGAACGUUUAAAAAAGAAGAUUUUGCUGAUGAGGGGAAGCAUGCUGAGCACAGGGUCUCUAAAAUCGCUGUGACAGCUUUAACGAUGAUCCAGCAAAGGAAGUAUUUUGACAGGAAUAUUUCUAUCAACGCCGUGCAUCCAGGGCAUGUUAAGACGGACAUGGCAAAUGGCGGCGGUGUUUCGGAGCCAGACGAAGCUGCUAAAGUCAUACUUUAUCUGGUGUUGGACGCGUCGCCGAACUUAAAGGGUACUUUCAUGUGGCACGAUCGUAAGCUAGUUGACUGGACCGAUGUUGAUGGUGAUUAUUACUAUAAAUGUGAAGUUUAAGACGGUCUUUAAGGUCGUAACACACCGUC
Messenger RNA from Cydia strobilella, 946 nucleotides. Its product is annotated as carbonyl reductase [NADPH] 1-like. The transcript has a single exon. Bases 60 to 917 code for a protein of 285 amino acids. Lineage: Eukaryota; Metazoa; Arthropoda; Insecta; Lepidoptera; Tortricidae. The record is from RefSeq and is a predicted model, not a curated record. Gene Ontology annotation, molecular function: carbonyl reductase (NADPH) activity.